CGGCACCUCCGACAACUCACAACACGACGACAGCAGCAACAUGACGACGCCAAAAAUGCUAGCCGGCAUGACGCCCAACUCCCACGCGGUGGCUACAUUCGCGUUUUCGCCAGCACUACUGGGACAAUCUCCCGCGGCUUUCCUCAAGAACCACAGAUCACCGAUGCCGUCGGGGAACUUUAACUCGCCUGGGAUGUUUGCGGCGCUGGGAGUCACGGGAACUCCGAGCAUGCAGCAGUUACCCCCAGAUGAGAACAAGAAAAGAGAGUUGGCGGAGAUUCUGCGGGUCUUGGGGACGAGGCCGGGGAGGAUCAGUGUUGCGGCUGUGGAGAGGUUGGCGAAAGGGAUGGGAUUGGAGUGCUAUAAGGAUACAGACCCCGCCACCGGCGGAACGACACUAUCACUCGCAGCGAAGAUCUUCUUGCUAGAUAUCGAGUUCACGGGCGACAAAGUCGAGCGAGUACAAAUCUCAUUCGAGAACACCCCCGGCCCGUCCAGCGACCUUGCAGCCCAAGCUGCCGCGAUAUUCCAGAAGAACCUGACGCCCUCAUCACUCUCUCCCGGUCGGCCGCCGCUACUGGUCCCGUCGCUCUCGGACUUCGCGGAGAACCUGACCAGAUUCUACCGUACCGACAAGCUCAGUGGGAGCAUCAAUUGCUUCGCAGCGAUCACUGGGAUAUAUCAGAGUCUGCGCAAGAUCUAUGAGUACGAGAGGGAUAGUAUGGACAGUGAAAUGGCGGUGAUGUGUGUGGGCAAUGGAAGGCCGGCGAUGCAUGUCCGAGGGAAGGUGGGGUUGAGUAUUGACUAUUGGAAGGAACGGCGGACAAGUGCGGAACAGGAGGAGGGUGAGGAUGGUGAAGAGAAGUUAUGGAGAAUAAUGAUCGAAGUUGAAGAAACGCCGCCGGAUUUCGAGAACAACCUGAACAUGGGGAAUAUGACAAUAACGCCAGUGCGUGCGUCGGAUCAGUGGGUGUCGGAUGAAGUGAAGAAGUCAAACAAUCUGUUCGACGAAGAGCUCACAACCGACUGGCUCGAGCCCCCACUAGAAGAACUGCUUGACGUGACCGGCGACUCCUCGGCGUCACGUCCCUCAUCCGCCCGCUUCCUCGCGCGUCUCGACCCACCCGUCGUCGUCCCCCUCCAAGACCAAAUGGAACUCUACACCGGCAUGCAAAUGACCGGCCUCGGCACACUCGAAACCCUCCUCUUCCCCGGCCUCCCCCCAAGCAACGAUACGUACCGCCACAUCCACGUCCCCGAUUCCACCGCCCCACUGCACCACUACCACCUCCACCCCUACCUUAAACCUGUCUACGUCCGUUACGUCAGCGAAAUCCCAUUCUCGCAUCCUCGGGACAUCCUGCCUAUACUCCGCACCCUCCGCCAAUAUGUCCUCGUCAAAACCCUUCUCGAAAGCUGUUUCUCGCCGCUACACCCCUCCCCACCCCCUCCAUCACCACCUCACUCGUCCAUAGACGAUUUAAACUUCUUCCUCGAUUCCACCAGUCCCAGUACGGGAGAGGUGCCAGUCGAUAUUACCCUCGAGCCAGGUCAGCAGUUCGGGAUCCGUGUCGUCUUUCCGGAGCGUGCCAACACUGGCGUGGUGAAUAUGCAGGUGCAGGUGGGACGGAAUGCGGAGGUGAGCGUGAAGCAAAAUGAACGCGCGGAGAAGGCCAUCAAGGCUUGUGAGGACUUGGGACUGGUGGUUGAGUGGAUUAGGAGGCAGUCAUAACGAUAUUGAUGGAAGCCAUGGUUUACUGUAACAGGAAAGGAUAUACCCUGGGUGGUUUUUAAUGCAUGUUUUGUAUUGCUUUGCUUUUGGAGUUUUUCAGCGGUAAUUAGAGGGAUUUUCAUGGCCUAUCACCUCAUUCGAGGCUUUCCAGUGACUCCAUUCCCAACGUAGUAGCUUGUUUUUUUACCAGGAGG
This is a messenger RNA of Tricharina praecox, 1926 nucleotides long. Its product is annotated as mediator of RNA polymerase II transcription subunit 1-domain-containing protein. Gene Ontology annotation, molecular function: transcription coregulator activity. NCBI's taxonomy places the organism in Eukaryota, Fungi, Ascomycota, Pezizomycetes, Pezizales, Pyronemataceae. Gene Ontology annotation, cellular component: mediator complex. The record is from RefSeq and is a predicted model, not a curated record. Gene Ontology annotation, biological process: regulation of transcription by RNA polymerase II. The coding region runs from base 41 to 1732 and encodes 563 amino acids. The transcript is spliced from 4 exons.